Messenger RNA from Symbiodinium sp. CCMP2456, 1059 nucleotides. NCBI's taxonomy places the organism in Eukaryota, Dinophyceae, Suessiales, Symbiodiniaceae. The record is from the annotation of a GenBank genome assembly.
AUGGAAAUUGGUUCGGCCCAGCGCACGCAGGGCGGAGCUUCAUCUUCGUUUUCCCGCAAAGAAAAUGUGAUCCAGAGUCUGCAAGACACACCAGAUGACAGCCUGGUGAUUUUCCGGGUGGCCAACAAGCGGCCGCAUCUACGCAAGAGACCCCUAGCAUCAGUGGAUGGCAUCCUGCCGCAUGACAUGACCAUUCGUAUCUACGAUGUGAUAUCUAUGAACCCCGAAGCAGCAGAGGUCUCUGCGGUUCCCAGCAAACAUCAAGAUCUGCCUCUGGUGCACCUCUUCAACAAGAUGAGAGAUGAUGUGUGUCAGGAUAUGUUGCUUCACAUGCAACAAUGGCAGAUGCGAGAUGCACUGCCCCUGCGAUUUGCUUCGCAUGUCACUGGCUUGUGCUCGGCAGCAGAAAAUAUGUUGCGUGAACUCCUGGAGGCCAGGGCUGUGGAGGGCACCGGCAAGACAUUCGAUGCAUCAUGCUUUUCACAGGAAGACAGCGGCAUCUUGGAUGUUCUUCUCCAAAAGAACUUAGUGAAGAGAUGCGGCGAGCAGGACAUUGUGCUGAGCAAAGACACACUGCAAUGCGAUGCAGUGCACCUGCAUCAGCCCCUCCAGGUUGACGAUGAUGAUGUGGUCUUCAAUCUACUAGCGAGAGGUGGGGCUCCAAUGGAGGGUCGUGGUGUGCCUGCCGAUGCUGCAGCUGUUCGUGGUGAUGAUGAUAGAGACACAGACACUGACAGUGCCUGCGAUGCCAGCGACGAUGAUAGUGCAGAAGCAAGAACUGGAGUGGGCAGACAUGGUCAAUCAAGACGUGAUGCCAUUGCCCUCGUGCUACCGAAAGUGACAAAGUACCUUCGCAAGCAUCAUGCUGCUGCAGCAAGAGCGGCAGAGGAACUUCAGCAGGUUCAGCUAGUGCGCGAGGCCUUAAGAUAUUAUGCCGCUCGCAAGCGGAAGUACAUCGUCUGGGGUGACGAGGGUCAACCUUACAAGUCCCGCUACAAUGUGGAGAGGGCAAUCGUCAAUCUAUAUUGGCAGGAUGUAGUGGCAGGUCUGCCUGUGUGA